Messenger RNA from Eruca vesicaria subsp. sativa (arugula), 1104 nucleotides. Lineage: Eukaryota; Viridiplantae; Streptophyta; Magnoliopsida; Brassicales; Brassicaceae. The record is from the annotation of a GenBank genome assembly.
AUGAUCACCAAAAGUCUUCAUCUAUGCGAAAAGAGUAGAACCAAUGAUGUUCCAUUGGAUCUACAGAUCGAGAUUCUUAACAGGUUACCUUUAAAAACCGUAGUUAGGUUUAUGCUCGUAUCUAAAUCAUGGCAACAAAUCAUCCGCAGCAAGAGUUUCAUCAGAACAUUUCCCUUUCGACCCUUGACUCAGCCUCCUUUGCGUUUCCUACUUGCUUUAUGCAAUACAGAUGACCAAACUGGACGCAUAAAUUGCAGCUUCUUCUCGUCUUCUUCGUUAUCGUCGUCAUCAAUAUCGCUAUCAACCACUUUUUUAUCCAAAAUAACACUUCCUCUCCGUCGUCAACUCCCGUAUCCUAGUUAUUACGUUAAUGGUUUGGUGAUGAUUGGAGAUAUCAUAUGUAACCCUAGCACCGGAAAGACCAUAUCUUUACCGAAUGGAUCAACCUAUGACACAUGCUUUUUCGGAUAUGAUCAUGUCAAUAAUCAGUACAAAGUAUUGGGCAUCCCCGAGUAUCGACGCGCAACACCGAAUCACUAUCAGGUAUUCACAUUGGGAGCUAAACCCAAAACAUGGAGAUAUAUCGAUUGUGACAUUCCUCACUGUGGUUGGUCUAACGGUCUGUGCAUUGAUGGGUUUGUGUACUACAUUGCGAGCACGCACACAGGAAUGUGUGUGAUGAGAUUCGAUUUGAAGUCUGAGAAGAUUGAUAUCUUUGCUAGAGUAUCUGACGAAAUGAAACCUUCAAUUCUUAAACGUUCUAAAACUUUGAUAAACUACCAUGGUAAAGUAGCCCUAGCCAUUCAGCCUUUUGGUCCAGUGCGUUCAGUUGAUUUGUUUGUUUUCGAAGCAGGAAAACAUGCUUACAAAGAAAAGUCUUUCUAUAAUCUUCCCCAUCUUCCUUUACGUAUAAAAGGUGUUAUGAAUCAUACGGGUGGCAUUAUUUCUACACCUAGCGAUUUCGGAAGUGAGGUUAGUGUUUUCCACCAUGAUAUUAAGGGAGCUAGUUUUAAGAAGAUGGAGUUUGAAGUUGUCGCAAAGCAUGAUUGGCUUAGUGCAUCAAAUUGUUUCAUGGGUUACGUAGAGAGUCUCAUGCUGAUUUAA